AUGCCUUCUCAACCACGUGUAGAUAGAAUCAAAAUAUGUUAUACAGCAGCGAUGCAUUUAAAUUUUGGAUGGCGUGUUAGUGGUUAUCCAAGUACAACAUUCAACAACGCCGUUAUAAAUUAUACAUCUCAGCUGCAUCGAAUUACACUUCGAUUCUGUCGUAAGAAUGAAUGCAGUUCAGGAGUACGAGAUUUUAUUGCAAAAGGAUUGGUGACGGCCUUUGCAUUACAAAAUCCAUCCGUUGUAGUUUAUGUUCAACCUGUCAGGCAAAAUAUCCCUCUUGUUAGAGCAGAAUAUGGAAAUGGCCGUAUUAUCCAAAUUGUUUUGAAAAAUUUCGAUGCUGAACAAGUAGAAAGACAUUUAAAUCUUUUACGUACCCGAAGUGGUCUUCCAGUAGUUGAUUUAGUCUCACGACAAUCUGCUCAAGUAAACUCAGUGCAAGGAAUGUGGAACCCCAUGUACAAUGUCAGUUCUGAAUUAAAUCUUUCCCAAUUUCCAAAUCAAAAAUUCUCUCGCCAUCGCAGUGCAAAGCCGUCAGCUACGGAAUAUGUUGCAUCACUGGUGAGUGAAAAUAUCUCAGACUCUCGGUGA
Messenger RNA from Thelazia callipaeda (thelaziosis nematode), 591 nucleotides. NCBI's taxonomy places the organism in Eukaryota, Metazoa, Nematoda, Chromadorea, Rhabditida, Thelaziidae. The record is from the annotation of a GenBank genome assembly.